Messenger RNA from Anopheles nili, 660 nucleotides. RefSeq names its product ras-related C3 botulinum toxin substrate 1 (gene Mtl). The record is from RefSeq and is a predicted model, not a curated record. The transcript is spliced from 4 exons. Lineage: Eukaryota; Metazoa; Arthropoda; Insecta; Diptera; Culicidae. Gene Ontology annotation, molecular function: GTPase activity; GTP binding. The coding region runs from base 73 to 660 and encodes 195 amino acids. Gene Ontology annotation, biological process: small GTPase-mediated signal transduction.
GUGAAAUUCUGAUUUGUUGGGACGUUUCGGUUUGUUUAGUGUGUUGCCAGUUUUCUAGAGUCCAGAAAGAAGAUGUCGUCCGGAAGACCGAUCAAAUGUGUGGUGGUUGGCGAUGGCACAGUAGGAAAAACCUGCAUGCUGAUCAGCUACACGACCGACAGCUUCCCCGGCGAAUAUGUUCCCACGGUGUUUGAUAAUUAUUCUGCUCCGAUGGUGGUGGACGGGGUGCCAGUGUCGCUUGGACUAUGGGACACGGCUGGACAGGAAGACUACGAUCGACUAAGACCAUUGUCCUAUCCACAGACAGAUGUUUUUCUCAUAUGCUACAGCGUAGCCAGCCCGUCGUCGUUCGAAAACGUCACAUCCAAAUGGUACCCUGAGAUAAAGCACCAUUGUCCAGAUGCACCAAUCAUUUUAGUUGGAACCAAAAUCGAUUUGAGGGAGGACCGCGAAACGAUCAGCGUGCUGGCUGAACAGGGUCUAUCGGCGUUGAAACGCGAACAGGGUCAAAAACUAGCGAAUAAGAUACGGGCGGUGAAGUAUAUGGAAUGUUCCGCGCUCACCCAACGGGGCCUAAAGCAAGUAUUCGACGAAGCGGUCCGUGCCGUACUCAGACCGGAACCUUUGAAACGACGUCAACGAAAAUGUGUUGUGAUGUAG